Dicentrarchus labrax (European seabass) is the source of this 2598-nucleotide messenger RNA. RefSeq lists its product as uncharacterized. Bases 178 to 1299 code for a protein of 373 amino acids. The record is from RefSeq and is a predicted model, not a curated record. Lineage: Eukaryota; Metazoa; Chordata; Actinopteri; Moronidae. The transcript is spliced from 5 exons.
CUAUUCUUUAUUAUUCACUCAGUCAUUUUCAGCCUCAGUUGUUGGUGUACAUAUGCGUUGUAUUAUAUUCAGUAAUGAAUUUAAAAAGGUAUACUCGCAGUUUUAUAUAGUGUAACCUUUUUGAGGCCAACAACUGGAAUUUGGUGGCACAUUUUCUUCCAACUACAGAAAAUAAAGAUGUUAUGGAGCCCCACUAUGGUUCAGUGGCAGCUCUGCACUGUGGAGCACCUGAUGAAUUCAGGGUUCGGCCGUCCUUUUCCACGACAUGGCCUUCAGCUCCUGUUUUGGUUUUCCAACCACUGUGUGACCUGUGAACUCAUUAACUUUGUGGUCAUCAUGAAGCUGGUGUCUGAUUGUCAACCAGAGAAAGGUUUCUAUGGUUUCCACCUGUUUGGGAAUAUUGAAGAACUUCUGCCUGUAUUGGAGAGGCAGUCCAAGAGAAAGAGACAGGUUGCGUACUUUGAAAUUGGCAACCUGAACACAAAAACAUACCCAGGUGCUGCAAACCUCCCGACAUAUGUGAGGGAAAAUUACGGGCUGGAUGGUAACCGUGGUAAUAACAAUAUAGACCGCAUCAUCAUCAGCUACCAGGUGAGAACCAGGGUGGUGGAGACAGUGUACGUCACAGAGCAUGACGGAGAAGCCUCCUGGAGGUUCAGUCCUGACAGGACUUUUGAAAUCAGCUGUGAGCUGAUUCGAGCCCUGCAGAGCCCACAGCUAGAUCUCACCACCUUUCUCAUCCAGGUGGGCUACUAUAGUGGUCACCAGGUGAUUCAGGAUAACUAUAUUGGAGGUAGUCACAACCCAGAGCCCUCGGCCCAGCAAAUGUUCAACACUGUGCAGACCUACAGUGGAUCUACGGAAAGGACGGCGCAAAGUGGUGACCUACGAUUCUUCUCACCAGCCUUUAACCAGCAGCUAGGUGUCAACGUAGAGCCCUUCAGCUAUGACCAGCAACGGCACUACAUCGUCAACGUACACAACUACAGCGGCUUGGAACACACUUACUGGAUGCCUGAAACCAUCAAGGGAUCAGGGACUACUUCUUGGAAAAGUUAUUUGUCAUCUGGGUGGGAGCAGUUUUAUGAAGGUUUUAAUAAAGGAGUUAAGAAAAGGAGUGGAGGCAUCAGCUUCAUCAAGAUUCUCCUCGGUGCUGGAGCGCUGUACCUGGUGGCCAAAUGUUUCAGCUGGCUGAGGAGCUGCGGGGAGGGGGACAUAAAUGAAAAAGUUGUCAAGAGGAUUCCCUGGAGGGCUCCAAGAUAUCUGCACACACAUAUCAUGCUGGAUUAUGUGUACUAGGAUUUUAGGGUGUAAUGAUAGUCCUAAUAUUCUCUACAGUGAUAUACUACUUUAAUACAUGCUGUGAGUAAUUUGUAAUGAACCUGAAAUGAUUUAGAGUGAUGACAGUCUUUCUUGGGUGUUGACUGUCAAAAUAUAAUAUUCCAUACUGGACUUUUUAAUUCUAUUUUCCACACUGGAAAAAAAUGCACUGUAAUUUUGAUGUAAUGAUCUUGUGAAGAUCUUAAUUUUAGAAACAUGAAACCGGUCAGUCAAGACUGUUUUAACUAAAGAUUGUGAUAAUGAAUUGAAUUAUAAUUCUUUGUAGCCGUAAAGACGUCAUAUUGUAAAUACUGAUAUUUCAAAUUCAUUACAUUAUUAUUCAUUGAUAAUGACUGUUGAAAUUGUGCAGUAUUUAAAGGGCCAGUAAGUAGGAUUUAGUGGCAUCUAGUGGUGAAGUUGCAGAUUGCAACCAUUUGAAUACAGCUCAGCCUGCCGUGUGUGUAGGAGAAACUAUGGAGGCGGCGAACAAAAGGCCCCAUUUAGAACCAGUGUUUGGUUAGUCUGUUCUGGGCAACUCUAGAAACACGGCGGUUCAAUAUAGCCUUCUGUAGGUAAAAACGUAUUAUUCUAAGAUAAUGAAAACACAAUAAUUUUUAGGUGAUUACAUGCUAAUAAAAAUAUACCUAUGAAUAUUAUAUUCCAUUUCUGCCAAUAGAUCCUCCUAAAUGUUACACACUGUACCUUUAAGUGUAGGCUAUGCAGUGUAUAUGCAGUACCUGUUAACGUGGCACAAAUAAGUGAGCAGAUUUAUUUAUGUCAGCUAUCUGAACUCGUCUUACAACCAAUGUUGCAUGACCUACUGUUUAUUCUGAUGUGCCUUUAUUUGUUCUUCUUCUGUGCUCCAGUAAAGUACACAUUGUUGGAAAACAAAAUAUGCCUUCAUAUUACACCAUCUAACUGCCCCAUCCCUCACAGGUUCUGGGCAGUCAACCAUAGGUUGCCAGAGAAGAGAAAUCAUGAGUGUCUGCCUGCAGCUGCUCUUGAUCUGAUCAGUAAUAUUGUUACUGCCACCACAUUAGACUGUUGUUGGGGAGCUAUCUGCUGUACAGCUCCAAGCUCUAAGUAGUAGAGGAUGCUGUUUUAGAGCCUAAGUGUUUAUAGAGUGUCUGGCAGCAGCAGAUGGCAGCAUUGAGUGAGAAAUCACUUCCAACAUGUCUGUCCUCCUGUGAUAGUAGUAGACAAAGUGCACAACAUUCCCCAGUGUAUUUGAAACAAUGAGAUAAAUGAGAUAAAAGUAAAUAAAGAGUUUGAAAAGAG